AUAUAUCGACCAGAAAUAAACAUGGGAAUCAUCAAUCACUGCGGAGGCCUAUUACUCAUCUCUUUCUUCUUCAUGAUGUCCUUGUUUGGGUUAACGAAUGCAGCAGCGACUUAUAACGUGAUGAAAUAUGGUGCAAAAGCAGACGGCAAAUCAGACUCAACCCAAGCGUUUGUCAAGACAUGGGCAGCAGCAUGUGGCUCUGCUAAGACAGCCACCAUGUACGUCCCCAAAGGAAGGUUCUUGCUAAAAGCUGCGGUGUUCAGAGGCCCUUGCAAGAGUAAAAUGAACGUUCAGAUAUACGGAACCCUGAUCGCCCCUACUGAUUAUUGGGCACUUGGAAACUCCGGCUACUGGAUCUUAUUCAUUAAGGUCAAUAGACUUGCAGUUUUCGGUGGUACAUUGGACGCCAAGGGAGCUGGCUUUUGGGCUUGCAGGAAAUCCGGAAAGAGCUGCCCUGUAGGAGCUAGGUCGAUAACGUUCAAUUGGGCAAACGACGUCGUGAUAAGUGGUUUAGUAUCCAUCAACAGUCAGCUAAGUCAUCUUGUGAUCAACAGCUGCAACAAUGUGCUGGUCAAAAACGUAAAGCUGGUUGCUCCGGAUGAGAGCCCCAACACGGAUGGCAUUCAUGUGCAGACCUCAACUGGUGUUACUAUCACCGGGGCAACAUUGCAAACCGGCGACGACUGUGUAUCAAUUGGUCCCGGGACCAAAAACCUCCACAUGAGUAACAUCAAAUGCGGCCCUGGGCACGGCGUCAGCAUUGGCAGUUUAGGCAAGGAAGGGAACGAACCCGGGGUCCAGAAUGUCACGUUGACCAAUGCAGUUUUAUCCGGAUCGGAUAAUGGAGUUCGAAUAAAGUCAUGGGCUAGGCCCAGCACUGGGUUUGUGACCAACAUUCUCUUCCAGAACAUCAAGAUGAGAAAUGUUAAGAACCCCAUCAUCGUCGAUCAGAACUAUUGCCCAAGUAACCAAGGCUGCCCGAACCAGAGUUCUGGUGUGAAGAUUAGUCAAGUAACAUACAAGAAUAUACAAGGAACUUCGAGAUCGGCGGAGGCAGUAACAUUUGAUUGCAGCUCAAGUAAUCCGUGCAGAGCGAUUAGGUUGCAUGACAUCAAGCUUACAUACAUGAAUAAGAUAGCGACAUCUUCAUGCAACAACAUUGCUGGAACCAGCACCGGAGUACUCAUGCCCCAGAGUUGCCUGAGUACGCGUACGUAGAUGAUUAUAAAUGUACGUAGUUGUUACGAUUAUUAGGAUCAGUGGCGAUGGAUGGGUAUGCACACCAUAUGGAGAU
Argentina anserina (silverweed cinquefoil) is the source of this 1294-nucleotide messenger RNA. RefSeq names its product polygalacturonase-like. Gene Ontology annotation, biological process: carbohydrate metabolic process. The coding region runs from base 22 to 1218 and encodes 398 amino acids. The record is from RefSeq and is a predicted model, not a curated record. Lineage: Eukaryota; Viridiplantae; Streptophyta; Magnoliopsida; Rosales; Rosaceae. Gene Ontology annotation, molecular function: polygalacturonase activity. The transcript has 4 exons.